AUGGCCACUUCGAAAAUGGCGAUGGCCUCUCUCGCAGCUCACAUUCGUCCCUUCACAUGUUUGGCGGCGUCUCAGCCGUCGCGGUUGGUGCCUCAUCCGCCGGACCUCGUCCGUUGGAUCAAAAGAGAAGGCGGCUUCGUACACCACGCCGUGAAGCUGUCCCAGGAGACUCCAUUCGGUAUCGGCCUCAUUUCCACCGAGCGAAUCCCUGAAGGCACCGACCUAAUCGCUCUCCCUCCUCACGUUCCGUUACGCUUCGAAUCAGAUGAUUCGCCAUCGUCCCCUCUCCUCGCCGCUUUGGCCCGUCGAGUUCCCGAAGAACUAUGGGCAAUGAAAUUGGGAUUGAGACUAUUGCAAGAAAGAGCCAAUGAAGAUUCUUUCUGGUGGCCAUACAUCAGCAAUCUCCCUGAAACUUACACCGUUCCCAUAUUCUUCCCCGGAGAAGAUAUAAAGAACUUGCAAUACGCUCCUCUUCUCCACCAGGUCAACAAAAGAUGCCGAUUCCUUCUCGAGCUUGAGCAAGAGACGAGACGUGUUCUUGAAGAUGUCAAGGCCAGUGACCAUCCUUUCAGCGGCCAAGAUGUGAAUGCGUCCGCUCUCGGGUGGACCAUGUCAGCUGUUUCGACUAGAGCAUUUCGCUUACAUGGUGAUAAAAAGCGAUCUGAUGCUGUUCCCAUGAUGCUUCCUCUGAUUGAUAUGUGCAACCACAGCUUCAAACCAAACGCCCGGAUCAUUCAAGAACAGGACGGAGCUGACUCAAACACACUAGUUAAGGUAGUUGCAGAGACUGAAGUCAAAGAAAACGAGCCUUUGCUGCUCAAUUAUGGUUGCCUUAGCAACGAUUUCUUCCUCUUGGACUACGGAUUUGUGGUGGAAUCAAAUCCAUACGACACCAUUGAGCUCAAAUACGAUGAACACCUCAUGGACGCCGCAAGCAUGGCGGCUGGUGUUUCUUCCCCAAAGUUCUCUUCACCAGCUCCAUGGCAACACCAGUUGCUUUCACAACUAGAUUUAACCGGGGAGAUGCCAAAUCUCAAGGUAACCAUAGGAGGUACAGAGACAGUAGAGGGACGACUAUUGGCAGCAAUAAGGAUACUACUUUGUGGCGAAUCGAGGGAAGUAGAGAAGCAUGACUUAGACACUCUCAAAUCUUUAUCCGCCAUAGCUCCUCUUGGAAUUGCAAACGAGGUUGCCGUUUUCCGGACUGUGAUCGCACUCUGUGUGAUUGCGUUGAGCCACUUUCCGACGAAGAUAAUGGAAGACGAGGCCAUGAUGAAACAAGGUGUUUCAGCCACAGCAGAACUGAGCAUCAAGUACCGGAUCCAGAAGAAGUCAGUGAUCAUCGAUGUCAUGAAAGACCUCACGAGAAGGGUUAAGUCACUAUCAUCAUCUCAGGAGUCACCAAGUGCUUCAUAA
Molecule: messenger RNA, 1416 nt
Organism: Microthlaspi erraticum
Lineage: Eukaryota; Viridiplantae; Streptophyta; Magnoliopsida; Brassicales; Brassicaceae
Source: the annotation of a GenBank genome assembly